Cantharellus anzutake is the source of this 1515-nucleotide messenger RNA. RefSeq lists its product as uncharacterized. NCBI's taxonomy places the organism in Eukaryota, Fungi, Basidiomycota, Agaricomycetes, Cantharellales, Hydnaceae. The record is from RefSeq and is a predicted model, not a curated record. The transcript is spliced from 2 exons. Bases 1 to 1410 code for a protein of 469 amino acids.
AUGGCGUCGUCGUCACUUUCUUCUGUCGUUUCCCAUCUCAUGAGGGCCUCCGUGGGCUCCUCUAUCCCAGAUAAUGUGUCAGACCAAGAUUUGGACCGAUUUGUUGCCGAUCUCAUCCUGAAAGAAGCCAAGGAAGCCGAAGAUAAGUACAAAGGAAAGGAAGGUAUACGUGCAUACCUUCCACACACUGGGCUGCCAGAGGGUAAUCUCCCACGGACGAAUAAACGUUUCCUGAGUUCGAUAAUAAAGAACGUCGAUGAUCAUAAUGCAUCUAUCCUUCGAGCACAGGCCGUGACAGCUUUAGAGAAGAAAGCGGACAGGGAAGAAUUCGAACGCGAGGAGCGAAGAAUGCGUGCCAUCGAGGCCUCCAGAGAACGCUUUCGACGAUUAAUGGGUGAUCGUCGAAGUCGUGAAGCUGGGGCAGUUGGUGAUCGGAAGGGUAGUUCCAGAGAUGAGACGCCCCACAAACGCCUACGCAGCAGUGCCCUGGAAGAGAUGGGGGAUAGAUAUCGGGACCCCGAACGGCGUCGGCGUGAUGAUUCCACUAGAUCUGAAUCCCGGCAUGCCCAAGGUUCGUCGACGGGGCGCCUCGAUUCUCCUCACCCAUCCUCCCCUUCGCCUUCGCGUUCUAUGCCUCCUGACCGGCCACAACCGGACGAUCACUCAACGGCUGGAACCCUCGCCCCAUCUCACACAUCGCGAUACGAGACUUCUCAUCCCACACGCAAUAGAGACAAGCCAUCAUCCCAGUAUCGCGCACGAAGCCGGUCUCAUUCGCCUAAAGUGCGCAGGAUGAAACGAGGAAGGAGCUCUUCCCGUGACAACGUUCGGGACUCAGGUCGGCACCAGCGCCGGCGUUCGCAUCGUGAUGAUGUCGGUGGAUCCUGUUCAAGGUCGCGAUCACGUUCCCAUUCUCCCCGUCGCUCCCGUCAUCAUUCUUACAGAUCUUCAUACAAGGAUAAGAACUAUGUGAGCCAUAAAGAGCGAUCCAGUAAAUCACAGCCACACGACACCAAAGAACGUUGUCCUGACUCGCACAAAAAGGCCCGUAUCCGAGACCGAUCGACUAGUGCUCAUUCCGAAGAAAGCGAGGUAGUUGUCGAUCGUCCCUCUCCGUCCCUGCUCACAAAACCACUGCGGUCAAUCAAAAUGGACCGGUAUUUUGAUCCCAAUUACGACCCUGCGUUGGAUUACCAACCCAGUCUGAAAACAGAUGAGUUUGUUGAGGAAGGGGCAUUUGAUGAUUGGAACAUGAUGCUCGAACUAGUUCGAGCCAGGCGAGAGGACAAGGAGGAGAAGAAACGAAGGGAGAGACUUGGUCUCCCUGCAUCAUCAGGCGGGACGAGUGCCAUGGACAUUGUUUACAAGAAACGGGGUUCAACCAGAGAAUGGGACCUUGGGAAGGAAUAGACUUUACCAUUAUUAGCCCAAUUACGAGUGUAACUUGUACAUUUUUCUUGUACGACCCUUUUGAUUGGAGCUUCUCACUUUAGAGCUGAACAUUGAACAUCUCUG